Messenger RNA from Ctenopharyngodon idella (grass carp), 1568 nucleotides. It is a transcript of the gene ccnb1, whose product is annotated as cyclin B1. Lineage: Eukaryota; Metazoa; Chordata; Actinopteri; Cypriniformes; Xenocyprididae. Gene Ontology annotation, biological process: mitotic metaphase chromosome alignment; mitotic cell cycle phase transition; regulation of cyclin-dependent protein serine/threonine kinase activity. Gene Ontology annotation, molecular function: cyclin-dependent protein serine/threonine kinase regulator activity. The record is from RefSeq and is a predicted model, not a curated record. The transcript is spliced from 9 exons. Gene Ontology annotation, cellular component: cyclin B1-CDK1 complex; cytoplasm; nucleus. Bases 10 to 1341 code for a protein of 443 amino acids.
CAGAUCUCAAUGAUUUUCGAACCCAGCGAAUCACGUUCGAAAGAGCGACAAUUUAAACCACAGAGGAAAUUCAAUGUUACAUCGAGCUCGCCUGAGUAUAAUCAACCAGUUUGUUCAUCGAGUCACAGCAAAAAGCCUCCUGAAAUAAUGGCUCUCCGUGUCACAAGGAACACUCGCCUGGCCAGCAGCGAGAAUCAGAACGCUCUGCCCGGAAAAGCAGCUGUAGCGAACAAGCCCGGACUCAGACCCCGGGCCGCGCUGGGGGAGAUUGGCAACAAUCCGCAGACACGACAGGCUUUGAGGAAGAAGGAGGUGAAGGCUGCACCCAACGCGGAGGUUGUGGCUGAGAAAGCGCCUGUGGUUCAACAGCCCAAGAAAGAGUCUCCUAAAGUUAAGCAUGACAUUCAGAUUUUGUCCGAGCCUUCCUCUCCUGUUCCCAUGGAGACCUCUGGCUGUGCUUCAGAUGAUCUGUGUCAGGCGUUCUCUGACGUUCUGCUUAAUAUCAAGGAUGUGGAUGCAGAUGACUAUGAUAAUCCUAUGCUUUGCAGUGAAUAUGUCAAGGACAUCUAUUUGUAUCUCCGUCAGCUUGAGACCGAGCAAGCUGUUAGGCCGAAAUAUCUGGAAGGAAAGGAAGUCACAGGAAACAUGCGUGCCAUUCUUAUUGACUGGCUUGUGCAAGUCCAAAUUAAGUUCAGGCUACUUCAGGAGACCAUGUACAUGACUGUCGCAAUCAUUGACCGCUUCCUUCAGGAUCAUCCAGUUCCAAAGAAGCAGCUCCAGCUUGUUGGCGUAACAGCCAUGUUUAUUGCCUCAAAGUAUGAAGAGAUGUACCCACCAGAGAUUGCAGACUUUGCCUUUGUGACAGACCGUGCCUAUACCACUGGUCAGAUCCGGGAGAUGGAGAUGAAGAUCCUGAGAGUCCUUGACUUCGGUUUUGGAAGACCUCUGCCACUACAGUUCCUCAGGAGAGCCUCCAAAAUUGGAGAUGUUACUGCAGAGCAUCACACAUUGGCCAAGUACUUCCUGGAGCUUACCAUGGUCGACUAUGACAUGGUCCACUUUCCUCCCUCCCAGGUGGCCAGUGCAGCUUAUGCCCUCACCCUGAAGGUCUUCAGCUGUGGUGAUUGGACGCCUACUCUUCAGCAUUAUAUGGGCUACACGGAAGAUAUGCUGGUUCCCGUGAUGCAACAUAUUGCCAAAAAUGUUGUGAGGGUCAAUGAGGGGCUCUCAAAGCACCUGGCUGUGAAGAACAAGUAUUCCAGUCAGAAACAGAUGAGAAUUGCUUCAAUUUCUCAGCUCAAGUCAUCCUUGAUCAAGGACCUGGCCAAGCAAAUCUCAUAGUGUAGGGUUGUUGAAGAGACUUAAGCACUGUGUGCUGCCUUGUAAAAAUUGUAACUUAUGCAUGCUUUUACUGUUGCAACUUUUAUCGUUUAAGAUGUUUUUACAGGUGUUUUCAUCUGCACUGCCAUUUCCUGAGUAAAGGUGAUCUUUAAAGUUGGAUGAUUCAAAAUGUUUAUGCAACCUUGUACAUUUGAUUUCAAAUAAACAUUUUAACAUUUUAAACUUAA